Molecule: messenger RNA, 516 nt
Organism: Solanum pennellii
Lineage: Eukaryota; Viridiplantae; Streptophyta; Magnoliopsida; Solanales; Solanaceae
Exons: 3
Coding region: 1-516 (171 amino acids)
Source: RefSeq, a predicted model, not a curated record
AUGGAAUAUCUGACGGUAAAAGAUCCACUUAAAUUGCGGACUGAUUUAAAGGGGAGAUAUGACCACCUAAAGGCAACAGUGUUGCCAAGAGCUCGUUAUGAGUGGAUGCAUUUACAGUUUCAAGAUUUUAAGACCCAGCAAUAUCGUGAAAAGGGUUUUCAGAUAUAUUCUAAACUAAUCUCAUGUGUUUUGGUGGAUGAGCAACUUAAUGCUUUCUUAAUGAAAAAUCAUGAAGUUUCUCCCACUGGAGCUGCUCCAUUACCGGAGGCAAAUGUGGUGGGAGCACUUGAUCAAUCUGAAGCUCUAUCCAGUAAAAGGAAAGGAAAUAAAAGUGGUGCUUCCUCUUCUAAUGCUCGAGCUGAGUCACAUAUGACUCUUAAAGAUGAUAAGCCGCGAACAUCUCAGAAAUAUGAUAAGGAUGUUGAAGAAAAUUUGGCUUUAAAGGAUGAUAUUUUUGAUGACCUUAGUGAGAUUAUUCAUAUGGAAGUUGAUGACUUCUUUGGGGAUCGAAACUGA